AAAAUGACGUUUAGAGACAGUUUUGCAUUGUUAUCGUGUCGAUUAUAUUCAAUUUCUUUCGGUAAGAAAAUAGAUUCGUGCAAAAUUCUUCGUAACUUUCACAUGGAUAAGGAAGAUGAAAGAAAAUCCCACAUGGAAAUCGUUAAAAUACCUCCAAUGGUGUCAAUAUAUCGACAUGCGCUGCACACUUUCGAUGACAACCACAAAAACGAUAUUCAAAUCAAUUUGAGUAAGUUAAAAACUAUGAUGGAUGCAUUAAAAGCAGAGGAUCUAGGCUUCGACCAGGAAUUGUGCAACCCGGAGAGGUGGAACAAGCCGAAGCAGCCGCCCUGCACAUACGUAGAAGUGUUCCAAAACGACACCGUAAACAUGAGUAUUUUUGUGCUCAAACCGGGCUUCAAAAUGCCUCUGCAUGAUCAUCCAGAAAUGCACGGACUUUUAAAAGUGAUAGCCGGUGCGGUGCGAAUACGGAGCUUCACGGAGUAUCCCCUAACAAUCGCUCAGAACACCAUAGAUUUCGCUACUCGAGCCAAGUUCGAAGCGGCGCGCAUAGCUAACGGCAUACACAAACGACGAAGACUAUUCGCCGAAAUCACGCAACAAAACGUAUGUAAAGCUAACUCUGGUACUUGCCUAUUAACACCAACUGUAUCAAAUUUUCAUGAAAUAGAGGCGCUUGAUAUGCCCGCCGCAUUUUUCGACAUCCUAGCUCCACCGUACGAUACCCGAGGCCCGAGGAAGUGUCGUUACUACUACGUAGCCAAUGAAAUUAGUACCAAUUUAGUUGAACUACAAGAGAUGAGUGUACCGGACUGUUUUGUCUGUGACCAAACACCCUACUUGGGUCCUGUUCUACUAUAGCCAUGGUUUUAUAGUUUCUGUACAGUACUUUAAUUCAUCAAGCCCCAUA
Messenger RNA from Aricia agestis (brown argus), 910 nucleotides. Its product is annotated as 2-aminoethanethiol dioxygenase. NCBI's taxonomy places the organism in Eukaryota, Metazoa, Arthropoda, Insecta, Lepidoptera, Lycaenidae. Gene Ontology annotation, molecular function: oxidoreductase activity, acting on single donors with incorporation of molecular oxygen, incorporation of two atoms of oxygen. Gene Ontology annotation, cellular component: mitochondrion. The record is from RefSeq and is a predicted model, not a curated record. Bases 4 to 861 code for a protein of 285 amino acids. The transcript has a single exon.